CAGUGGCCUGGAGCAUGCUCAGUCCGCCUGGAGUCACUGGGCGGCGGCCGGCCACCACUCGCGGCCCCCGGACUCAGGCAAAGCCGCGGGCGCUCGCGGCCACCCUCCUCCUCCUCCUCCCCGCACCCCCCUCCCCCCGUCCCCCCCGCCCCUCCGCCUCCCCCCGCGGCGCGGCGCGCGCUCCCGGGCAUCCACAAGGGAGCUCAGCCGCCUCGCCUGCCCUCCCCGCCGCCUCCACCUCCUCCUCUUCCACCUCCUCCGGCUGCGGCGGGCGAGGACUCGUCCGGGGACAUAAAUAAAUAAAUAAUUCCAUUCACCCGGUGACAGCGUGGCGAACCGGCGGCGGCCGGCGGGGGACGGAUCGCUGCAGCGCCCACCCUGUGCCGGAAACCAGGUAAAUUGACCCUUGAACAGGGGUUUGAACUGCGCUGGUCCACUUCUACAGGGAUUUUUUUCAAUAAAUACAUACUAGAGCACUACACAACCUGUGGUUGGUUGAAUCUGUGGAUACGGAACCUUGGAUACAGAGGAACUGCAGGAGUCACUCUUAAGAUGUGAUGCUUUCCUGUGAAACCUUAGACACAGGAAUCUUGGAAACCAAAGGACUCUAGGACUCUGUGCCAAUAGAGCUGCUUUAUAAUCCAGAGUCUGCUCUACCUCUCUUCCUUUGUAUUGCCUUCAAAUAUCACACUUCAAGCAAUAGUGACAAAGCUUAACAAUAUCACACAGAAUCCAAAGAAAUCUGUUCAAGCGAGCAUCUGUCAACAGGUUACUUGAAUUUCAAGUAGAGGAGUGGAAAUGCCACCCCCAGCAGUCUCCCCACCGCUACAUCCACCUCCUGAUGGAGGAUGGGGCUGGGUAGUGGUUGGAGCAGCUUUUAUCUCCAUUGGAUUUUCAUAUGCAUUUCCCAAAGCUGUCACAGUUUUCUUCAAAGAAAUUCAGCUAAUAUUCAACGCUACCUACAGUGAAAUAGCAUGGAUAUCAUCCACUAUGCUAGCUGUUAUGUACGCAGGAGGUCCCGUAAGUAGUGUUUUGGUGAAUAAAUAUGGUAGCCGGCCAGUGGUGAUGGUAGGAGGUUUGUUAUGCUGUUUGGGAAUGGUCACAGCCUCUUUUAGUACCAGCGUAGUAGAGCUUUACAUCACCAUGGGAUUCAUUUGUGGUUUAGGUCUAGCCUUCAACCUGCAGCCCGCCUUAACAAUCCUUGGCAAGUACUUCUAUAAGAAACGGCCUAUGGCGAGUGGCCUUGCAAUGGCAGGAAGUCCUGUUUUCCUAAGUACACUGGCUCCUUUCAAUCAGUACCUCUUUAAUACUUAUGGCUGGAAAGGAAGCUUCUUGAUUUUGGGAGGUUUAUUGUUGAACUCCUGUGUGGCUGGGUCCCUUAUGAGACCUGUUGGACCCAAACUAACUACUAAGAAGUCUAAAAAUAAGGUUGGUGUAAGAGCGACUGAUCCAGGCAUGAAGAAAAAACAUAAGAAGAAAUCAAUAUGGGCAAAAAUUGAUAAGUAUUUAGAUUUCUCCCUUUUUAAGCAUAGGGGAUUUCUGAUAUACUUAUCUGGAAAUGUCAUUAUGUUUCUGGGGUUCUUUGCCCCCAUUAUAUUCUUGGCUCCAUAUGCUAAAGACAAAGGAAUUGAUGAAUAUUCUGCAGCUUUCUUGCUGUCUGUUAUGGCUUUUGUUGAUAUGUUUGCCCGACCUACUGUAGGAUUCAUUGCAAACUCCAAAUUAAUCCGACCCCGAAUCCAGUACUUCUUCAGUUUUGCGGUUUUGUUCAAUGGAUUGUGUCAUCUCUUAUGCCCGUUGGCUGAGGACUACCCAAGCCUGGUGGUGUAUGCUGUAUUUUUUGGCCUUGGAUUUGGGAGUGUUAGCAGUAUCCUCUUUGAAAGUCUCAUGGACCUUGUUGGUGCUCAAAGAUUUUCCAGUGCUGUGGGUCUCGUCACAGUUGUGGAGUGUUGCCCCGUCCUUCUUGGUCCUCCUCUUGCUGGUAAAUUGGUGGAUGAAACUGGACAAUAUAAAUACAUGUAUGUGGCCUGUGGGGCUAUUGUGGUCCUAGCCAGCAUGUGGCUGCUCAUUGGCAAUGCUAUCAACUACAGGCUGCUCGCAAAGGAAAAGAAGUUGAAAGAGACAACGAAGAAAAUACAUACACCUGAGUCCCGAGAAUCUGAAUCCUUGAAGACAUCUAAAAGUCAUGAUGUUAUUGUCAAAAGUAUCAAAAGUCAAAAGUCAAAAGGAUCAGGGGUUAAUCCCUCAGAAAGAGAAACUAAUAUUUAACAAGAAUCACAUCUCUGAUUUCAGUGUGUAUGACUUUCUUAGGAGUAUUUUUUUUUUCAACAUAUUAGAAGGUUUUUAGUUGAAAUGAGGAGUCAUAAUUAAGGAUGGAAAAGAGAUUUUCCUUAAUGGCAAAAUUUUAAAAACUUUGUUUUUUAAAACUUAUUUGGGCAGUUAAAUUUUGAGAUCAUGCAUAUAAAGAAUUCAUGAAGUGGGCUUAUUUCCAUACAUGACUCUGGUUGUGGUGGUUAAAAUGAUUUUAAAGUCUUCCAGUGACUUCCAGUCUUGGUUAUAGAGAUCUGAAUCCCAAACCACUGGUUUAAGUAGUUAGAAGGAGUAUGUUUAAUCCUGUAAGAAUAUCCUCUCCACAUUUCAUUUUUUAUUUGAUAUUAAAGUGUGAAAUGGAAUUGAAGGAAAUGAAUUUUUCCCAAACAUACACACACUGACUUUCACACACUUAAGAACAAGCACACAGGGCAUCUGGAGAAAAAAGACAAGUUCAAAAAGAAUAUUAUCACUGUAUUUUUUUAAAUCCAUGGAGAAUAAAGAAAUGUGUUAUAUCUGCAUACUACUUUACAGUGUGGAUUUUAAAGAUAAGACCAUGGGUGAAAAUGAGGGUGGCCUUAAUUUGAAAAUACACCUAACUGCUAUAAAAAAAAAAAACAUGCAUAUAUGAAAUAAAUUUGAAAAGACUCCAUUUUAAACCAUUAUUUCUGAGCACUGUCCGACUUGAUUCAUGCAUGCACAUGAUAUCUUUGAGGAGGACCACCAGUAUCUGGUGCUAGUGAAUAAAACCCUCAAAUAAUUUUCAGAAUUUACUAAUAUGUAAAUCAAAUUAAAAGCCUAAAUGACUCCUAGCAAUGAGCUGUCUAUUGAUUUUAAAAGGAUUUUAGUUAGUAAUCCGGAAAGUAAUAACCAGGGACUUCUUUUAACCAAACUCAAUCCAGACUCGCUGUUAUACUGAGACAUCAAAGUGGAAUCAACCGGAAUCCUGGGUGACAGGCUUACAUAUAGGCAAAAUUUUAAUUUUUCCCAACAUAUAGUGGUGAUCAGAGGGUUAUUGUUAUGAGUAAUCCAUCUGAGUAAAGCUAACAGUGGGAGGUGCUUAUAGUGAGCCCUCCAAGCUCUCUCAUUUCCCUCUCCUCCAUGACAAGCAAAAGCAAAACACAGAAAUCCAAACAGGCUUUUUGCUCAGCCACUGAAAAUAUCUCAUAUUAUAGGAAAGGUAGCACUUGAAAAUUCCACCCUCUACCGAUAAGCUUUCCUGCUGCCUGCGAGCAUAACUAAACCAGGAGACUUAAAAACGGCUUCUAGAACUGGAGGUUGUGUAUGAUUUGAUAUAUACUUGGAAAGUGUAGAUUUAGUCUAUAACUUGAUAGAAAGAAGCCUGCAACAUGCCAACCCAGGUUAAUUUAGCAGUUUCUCAUUUUCAUAACUAUGUGAAAACAUCUGGGACUGAAUCACUCUUGAAUACAGAGGCAUAUGAUAGAUCUGUGCAUUCAGAACUAUAAAUACCAUUUUGAGUAAGUACUUUUAAACAAGAAAGAGUUUAUACAUUAGGUAUAAAGUUAUAAAUAUUCACCUUUAUAAAUCUGAAGUUUAAAUUAAGGUCAUGAUUAAUAAAAAGAAUUUAGUGCUUGAUUAUUGAAAUAAUGUCAUUCUUAAGAUGUCAAAAGGAAUUUGCCGUUCUUCUUACUAUUAUUAUUCCAGUGGAGGCAGGUGCUAUUCUUAUUUCCUUUAGGAUUGCACUUGGAUUCCAAGCUUUUGUGAUAGUUAACACUAGGGAUUUGAUUUGUAAACUUUAGGCACUGUUUGAGCAUGUGGCUCAUGUUUAGCAAUCUAUAAAAACUUCCAUAUUUCAAUUAAUAGUCACUUUUUUGCAUAGAGAAAGGUGUUUGUAUUUUUAAAAUAUUAACUAAAACAAUAUGUGCCAAUACCAUAGGUAAAUAAACCAGGGAAAAUGUGACAAUAUAUAGUUGUUCUUAAUUUAGUUUCACCCAAUCUUGAGUCUUGAAUGAGCUAUUUUCAUAUUAUUAGUGUUUGUAUUCAACUCUGACUUGUCAUAAGAAGUGUGACAUCAUAAAUUGUUCAGUAGCUUUCCAAUCUUAAAUGUUUCCAAAAAAGUGCCUUGAAUUCUCUGAAGAUACAUAUUUAAAUUAAUAUAGAUAAUAGACCUCUGGGACAAGUAAUGAUCAUGGGGUUUUAGGGCUAAGGCAUAGUCCUUUUUAUCACCUGCUGGUGGGUGCAUUCCAGUGGCUUUCUCCAUGGAAGGAGGUUUAUUUACUUGCUGCUGAGGUUCUUGUCAAGUCAAAACCAAUUUGUAUUUGUUCUAUUGCUCUUUGAUCAUCUUCUUUAACUUUUCAUUUCUAACACUGAUUAUAUUAAAUUGUUAAAAAAGAAAGGGAAGUGAAAUUGCACAUUCAAAGCACAUGACAUGAUGUAUACAGUCAUGCCUGGCAGUAGCACUGCACAAAGUUACAAAUAUGGAUGCAUCUUAAUUCCUAUACAUAAAUGUUGAAAGUUAAAUCACAACACACUUGAAACAGUGAUAUAAACUCACACACAGUUUUCAGAAUUGUUUCAGGGUAAAAUAAAUGUUUCAAGUUGUUUACUCUCCCAAAUCCCUUGAACUUGUUAGAAUAUUUGUUGCUUGAACAGAAUCUUUCAGAGAUUGAGAAGAAAAUAUCAACCUAGAACACUUAUUAUUAUAAAGUUGCCUAAAUGAAGGAGAAAAUAUAGUUGGCUUUCUGCAACAAUCAGUGAUUAGUCAUAAAGUAUUUCUUCCUCAAGGGAAUGACAGGUUUUAGAUGGUCAAGAUGAAGCAUGAAGCAAAGUCAGAAACCAUUAAAAUACCUUUUAGUCCAUUUUUCUGUUAUGGAAUUGUGCAGAAGGAAGGUUAUCAUAAACCUGGGUACCAAAAUAAUUCAUGAUCACUGGCUAGUUUAAGUAUUUUUCCAUUUGUGAUAACAAGACCCCUCGUAUUUUUCACCAUUUAAUCUUAAAUGUUCCUUCACUAAUUUAUGAAUGCAAUAUGGGAUAUAGACAUGUCCUGACACAUGCCCAUCCUCUUUCUUGAUCCUUUUUGGAGCCAACCAGCACACAUUUAAGAGGCAGUUGGGUCAGGUUCUGGUGUGCUUCACAUUAGAAGACAGGAUGUUUUCUCAGUGUAAAUUGACAUGGCUCAUAAAUUUCACUUCUUUAGUACCAAGUUCUAACCACCUUAUCUCAUGGGUCUCCCCUGGACACUAGGAAAUAAGUAAAAUAAUUUGGUUUGAUAUAUUUGAAUGUACACUUUAAAAAUCUAGGUAUUUUUUACUCAUCCGUCUCUGGCUGUACUUGGCAGAAAAAAAGACCAUAAGAUGUAUGCUGAAAAUGUAAGUUUUUAUAUUGAUGUUAUAAAAUGUAGAGGUAUACUUAAUCAGUUAGUUGAAACUUAUUUUCCAUCCAAAAAUACCUUUAAAAAAAAAACCCCUCUUACAUGUACAAUGUUGCAGGCUUUUAAUAAAACAAAAUAAAUAAUCAUGAUUGUUAGGCUCAAAUUAAUAGGGAAAAAGGAUGUGAAGUGGGAAGGGAAUGGAUAUUUAUGUUUCCUGCAUUUUGCCUAUUUGAUAUUCAAAUCGAAUCAUAGGUAGAGGCUGUUGGCCUGAUAUAAUAGACGAGUGAAACAAAACAAAAAACAGAUAUACAAAGAAGUUCACAAAUUACCCAAAGUUAAAAGGUAGUAUGUGACAGAACCAGAACAAAAACUCAGGUUUACUUAAAAGCAGAAGGAGCUCCUAGGGUGUUCCCUGCCAUGCCACCUCCCCCUAGAAGCUGUAGAUACAAUGGUAGAUAAAAUAUAGAUACAAAAAAAUUAAACACUAUGUGGUAAACCAAUUAGAUUCAACUGCAAUCUGUAUAAUGAUUUAUUUAGUGUUUAUUAUAGACUGCAUUUGCUAUAACCUGAAUAUAUAAUUUCAACUUGCCUGCUUUUCUAACCAAUGCAAAUUAUCCCAAAUAAUGUUAAUGAUUAUAUAAUAGCUGUAAUUGCUUCACUGUGACUUUUUUCAUAAAAAUAAUGAAAUAUUUAUAUGACUCAGGCAUAAUAUAUUUUCCCUGAGGUUGGGUUUAGAGGAAAAAUGCUAUUUUCCUUAUGGAUAAGUAAUUCCCAUAUUAGUUGCUAUUUAUUAUGACUCAAAAAUAAAAAGUACUUACUAUGAAACAUUAUGUUCAGAAUUAUAGUGAUUCUCACUUAUAGGAUUAUCCCAAGCUACCAAAAAUUUGUAAAAGUCUUAUGAGAUACAAAAGAUUUGGUUCAUCUACACAGUGUAUAUUUAUUUGCAUCACUUAAUGCAACUGCCACUACACUGUAACUAAUUUUUCAAGUUUCCUGAACAUCUGUAUUGUUAUUCUCCUUUCCGUCCCUUUCUUCUACAGAGAGAACAAGUGCCAUUGCUUUUGUCUUCUUCUUCUAGACUUUUGGCAUCCUUAGAAUAUUGUUCUCUUUAGCUCUGUUUCAGAUGGUGCACUUCUAAUGUCAUACAUCUUUCACAAAGUCACUCAUGCUGCAUCUAGUCCUAUAUAUUUGGUUUGCAGCAAUGACCAUAUUCCUGGAGUCAUCAGUGUAUACUUUUGGCUAAGACCACUCAUCUUCACCAGUAAGGGAACUCAUGUGACUGUAGGCUUGAGGUUUCCUGGAUAAGGAAGGUGCUUAUAUUAUAGAAGAUUUUUUGUUAUUAUGAAUCUUCCUUAUGCAUGAUAAAUCGAUAAUUGAAUAUGACUUUUAAGAAUCUAGAAAAAUCGAUCUUCCUGUCCUUGACAUUUACUAUUCUGGAUGUUUGUAACUCUCUUAAAGUGCCUGAAAUUUUGAGAAACAAAGCUUACCAUCACAGCAUAGCAUCAUUAUAUGUCAUCCUGUAGGCUUUUUCAAUGCAAUUACAUCACAGAUACAUCAUAACAACUAGAUUCUUGCCAUGACAAUUCACAAUACCAAAAAGCAUCAAAAUCAUUGAGAUAAAAAUUGAAAUUACAGUCUUUACUCAUCCUACUUAUUUUUUAGGUUUUGAUUUCUACAUAUUUAUGUGCACGAUCUCACAUUUGAGAAAUGCACUUAAAACAUGAAAAGCCCAAUUAUUAGUAAUUAAUUAUAAUGCUUGUAUAAUCAAAAUCACAAACUAUCUUUAUUGAUAGUUUUUAAAAAAUGAAUAAUUUGCUGAGUUCACAUUCUUUUCUGUAGUUCUGAUUUUCUCUUCUUUGUUAUCAAUUGUACACUUUAGGUUUUAAUGCUUCACAAGGUCCUAUGAUCUGGUCUAUCUUAGUCUUCUGCUUUGCCUUCACUUUAUUUCACUUAUGUUCAGUUCAUGAAAGAAUUAUUAUAGCAAUGAGAAUCAUAACUUUAGGUCUCUACUUUAAGAGGAAAAGGAAUAUUGCAAAAAGGAAUUUUUUACUCUAGUGGGACAUAUGAAAACUUUUAGACCAAAUUAUUUAUCCCAUCCCAACCCCAUGCUGUGUACAUUCCUCCCCUCCUUUUUUUCCUAUGAUUAUUUUUUAAAAUAAUUUUUAAAAAUUCUUUUUCUUUCAUCAUUUUUCAUAAUGUCUAGGCCAACUUCUUUAGCAUUUUUUAUCUAAUUAUGGACAUUUUUAGUGCAGCAUGUUUGUUUCUUUGGUGGGUUUAGUUAUAUUUCCACUACUUGCAUAAUCUCCAUGUUUUUCAGUCUUCAUAUGUACUUGUUAAUAAGGUGAGUAAUAUUCAGGAGUAUUUCAGUAGGCUAUGAUUCUGUGACCACAAAUUCAUUACCAUAUCAGCAAAUAUUUUUCUUCACAUGGUUAAAAAAAAUUUUUUUUUGUUUCAAAUUCAAAUAUGGCAAAAUAAGCUAGAGAGCUCUGUAUGAAAACAUUGGUAUUCAACAUUCUAUUAAGACAUAAGUCAAAAAGUUCUGUUCAGAUGAACAAAAGAAUGGGAUUCUUACUGCGUAUGAAUUUCAGGGUGAAAUUUUCAAACAUAUUCUAAGUGUUUUAUUCUGAGUUUUUAGUUGUUGUUUUACAUUUAUAUGCAUCUUAAAAAAAACGUUUUUAAGUUAGACUCAGUUUAUAUAACUUGUUCAUUCGAGUACAAGUUUCUGAUAUGUUAUUUAAUGGACUUUUUAUUUUUCUGCCACGUGCUUUCUAUUUCUAACUAAAGCAUGAAUAUUCCUGGAUUUAGUGAGAAAGGACAUGUAAACUAAAAUGUUUAUUUUCUAAGCAUUAGAUGUAAUUGUGUUUUGAUUUGUAUUGCAUUUUGGUUUUGAUAUAUUAAAGUUAGGUUUGUUAGAUAUCUGCAUUUUGACAGACUAAGACUAGAGCAGGUAAGGUCUUUGCCUAAACGUAUAUAUGUCCUCUGAGUAAAUGCAGACGUGGAAAUAGAACCAGGUCUUUUAACUUCUAACCCACUUUUUUCUCCAUUAGCCAUCCUAUUGGUAAUAGUGAACUUUAUAGGCUAAAUACAUAUUUUCGUGGAAACACAUAUUCUAACUUUACUUGAUAAAUCCUUUAUUUCCAAAAUGAAUACAUUUCUCCUAAUUGAAUCAUCCUUUGCAAAAUGACGUUUAUAAAUGUAAUUUGAAGAAUAUUUGCUGAUUCCCACAGCAGAUAAUUCUAAGUGAAUUGGACAUAAUAACUACUGGGAUGAAUGAUUUUGCACAAUAUCUGUUGUUAUAGCAAUAUGUAAGUCAUUAAAAUAAUACUCACCAGUAACUAGUUUAUAGAAUCCAUGUGUCCAUGUUCCAUUAAUUCCUUUUAUUUUGCUUAUGUUCAUAUUUUGUUUUAGAAGCAUCAUUCACUCACUUCUUUUCUAAAAGUAUAAUGCCAGAGCACAGUGUGCAAUACAAGUUUGCUAAAUUAUUAAUUUGCGAGAAAUUUUCGCUACUGUGUAACCUUGAGGAGAAGGGAACACCCCAACCAUAUUUAUUGAUCUAAGAAUCUGAGGAUGAGUUAAUAAAAUUAAUAGAAUAAAAUCUAUCUCAAAAAUUCUUGCUUUUUAAAUGGUCAUUUCACCUACUUAAACAAUUCUGAAAUCUACAACAGGUGUCUGGCAACAGUAAGACUACAGUUUCUUUUAUUUUAGAGAUACCAUCUACUUGCAGCCCCAUCUUAUCUAGAUCUUAUUUCUAGAUUUUUCCCUUUUGCUUUCAUUCAAAAAAAAAAAAAAAGAAAAACACUCCUAAAUAAAAUCCCUGGUGAAGGGAAAGAGUGGUUGCUAAUAGGAAUUCACUCUGUAAAAGUGUAAAAACAGGAAUCUGUACUCAGUAUUUGUUUGCUUAGUUCAUCAAGGAUAUUUACACUAAGAACAUACUUAAAUAAAAGUUUUGAUAAGCUGAUGUGUCACAGUAAACUUUUUCAUAAACAGGGCCUUAAACACAUUUACAGACAGUGACAUGUCUGGACGUGUUUGCUUAGAUUCAGCUAAACUGACAUCCAGAUGCUAAAUGUGCAUUGUCAUUGUGAUGGGGGGGAGUCUGUAGCUACAGUGAGUACAUCAACUUAAUAACAUAAGAUUCUUUCUUCGUAAUGAUGGUAAAAAUGGCAUUGCACAUUACUUAGAUAUUCGGCAUAGAAAUCCCUCUUUCGAAGAUGGAAGAGCAGGAUCUUUUCAAAUAUUUGCUAAACUUUUACAUUCUAUUUGAAGCUUUUUAUUUAAAAGCACGUUCCCCCAAAUAUUUUAAACGAGCAUGUUGGUUAACAUUUCCUAGAAUGAAUAAUUCCCCAUUUUUAAGGAAUUUUUGAAAACAUUUCAUUUACUCCUUAUAUUUCUUCAACACAUGUUUUUUCUUAUCCCAUUAUUACAUUUGGGCAAAUAUUAAAAGUAAGAUUAUUGGGAUAAAAGUUAUACAUAAUGACAUGUUUCUAAUAAGACAGACUAAGACAUUCCUUGGCAAUAGCUGAACCUAGAUAACUUUUGCAAGAAAUCUUUAGGGAUUGGAUUUAGGGGUUAAUCUAUAGAAUUUUUUUUUUAAUAUAAAUUAUAUUCUAGGCUGUAUUUUUAUGAUUUUUAAGUGAAAAAAAUUUAAACCUAAAUCAUCACUAUACAUAUUUCAUUUUCUUAAAAAAAUCAAAAAGCUAUAAAAUAAUUCAUAUAAAUGCCUGUCAAAGUUUAAAAAUAGAACCCUCUUCUUUUUGCCUUCUUACAGAUGAAUGUACUUAAAGUGACUGUAAUUUGAUCUUGGAAUAUAUAUUUAUGUCUGUACUUUUUGUACAUGUAGUAGUUCUGAACUGGGCAAAUAAAAUAUGUGGGACAAAAUUAACCAAAAAUGAAAGAACUGGUAUUUUCAUACAAAUAUGUAUUUUGUUUUUAAUGUAAAUAUAGUAUAGAUUUAUUUAAAUCAGGAAUAUAUUAUAUUGUUGAUCAUUUUAAAAGUUUAUUUAGUUCAAUAUGUUCCGACUUCAUUUUUAAGCAAGCUUGUUUGACUACUGAACCAUUUAUUGCCUAACUUUCAUUUACACUAUGAUGUUAUAUAGACAAAAUGUUUUAGAAAAAUCUCUAUUGUGGUUUUUAAGUUUCACUAUAUAACUAACUUGGAACCAAAUGUUGAAUUACUCUGUGGGAGUACAUAUUUUGCCUGUGGUUUUGAAUAUAUUUUCAAAUUCAUCUAUUUCUUACUAGACUGUGAGCUCCUUGUGGACAAGGAUAUUAUCUUAGUUAUAAUAACUUUAAUGCCUAGCAAAGUGCUAGGCACAAAAUAAUUCCUUAAUUGAAAUGAAUUGAUGGACCUAGAUUAUUAAAUGAAUACUACAGUAUUCUAUGAUGCAGACUGAAUAUAUAUUAGAAAAAUUCUCUGGCUAAUUUUCAAAGACUCAAUGUAUAUAAAGGGAAUUCUCUGGCUAAUUUUUAAAAAUUGGGAAAGCAAACAUGUAGCAUUUGCUUUAUCUUAAAAUUGAUACUCUGUUUUAAAGGUUUAUUUUUAUUUUAUCAGUAAACAUUCUAUGCAAAUGCUGAAAUAUGCAACAGCUAAACUUCAUGGUACAUAUUAACUAGUUUUAUUUUCUUUACAAAAUCAGAAAUGCUCAAUUUAGGCUUCCUGGAAAUAAAUGUUGACAAUCAUUUUAUUAACCAAAGGUGCUACUUAUUUUCCAAUAUUUACCUUGAUCAUAAGUGCUCCUGUCUGCUGAGCUUUAUUUCUUCCUUUCUGGAGGGAGUUGCAGGGAGAGGAGUGCAAAAAAAAUUACAUCUUUUUUGUCUGAAUUAUGCAAUUUAGCACUGUAUGUGUUCCUUUGUACUCUAUUAUUAUUGUAUUUUAAUUAUUAUUUCUUACUGCUCACUAAUUUUUAUUUCAGGCCUAGGCUGUUUCUUAGAAAGUAUAUGCAUGUAUAUUUAUAUAAUAUGUAAGAAAAAAACCUGUAUUGCUUAUUAACUUAAAAUUAAA
This is a messenger RNA of Balaenoptera ricei (Rice's whale), 11639 nucleotides long. RefSeq names its product solute carrier family 16 member 7 (gene SLC16A7). NCBI's taxonomy places the organism in Eukaryota, Metazoa, Chordata, Mammalia, Artiodactyla, Balaenopteridae. Gene Ontology annotation, molecular function: monocarboxylic acid transmembrane transporter activity. Bases 799 to 2265 code for a protein of 488 amino acids. The transcript has 8 exons. Gene Ontology annotation, cellular component: membrane. The record is from RefSeq and is a predicted model, not a curated record. Gene Ontology annotation, biological process: transmembrane transport; monocarboxylic acid transport.